AUGGGUGGUGUCUACACUUUAAUAUUCGUUUCUGACAUUUUAGAUAAAGAGAAAUUUUGGAAUGAAGAGUUAAAAUAUGUUAAUGAUGGUGUAUUAUUUGCUUGUAGUAGAUUUGAAUUUAGUGACCAAGAUAUGGACACAAAAGGAACUUACAGUAAUCAUGCUUAUAGAAUUUUACGUGGUUCAUCUGAAUGGACUGAUGCAUGGAGUGAUGAAACUAAAGAAUGUAAUUAUGAACGUAUAAAUAAAUUUGAACAUAAAUUCGGUGAUGAUGGAAAAUUUACUUUGUAUUUACCUGAGGAAUGUGAUUUAGUUAUAGUACUUCAACAACCUGAUGAUAGGCAUUUUAGUGGCGAAAUUAUUCCACGUAUAAAUCGUGAAAUUGCUCCUCCUGAUUCAGAUACAAGCGUAACAUCUGAUUAUAAAGAGGACGAAGAAAUUAAGAAACGUAAAGAAAACUCCGAUUCUAAUGAUGAUGAGGAGGAGGAUAAAGAAGAAUUACAAUUGGGUUUAAAAAUUUAUAGCAAGUGUAAAGAAAUUAAACUGGAAGAAGAUAAAGAUCCGGAAGUCGAUACUAAAGUUAUUGGUAAUAGCGAUGAUGAUAAAAAUAAGGACGAUAAAGGUAAAGAUGACGAUAAAGAGGAUGAUAAGAAUAAAGAGGAUGAUAAAAGUAAAGAGGAUGAUAAUAGUAAAGAGGAUGAUAAAAGUAAAGAAGAUGACAAGAAAAUGAAUAAGAAAUAUCUUAAUUAA
This is a messenger RNA of Racocetra fulgida, 750 nucleotides long. Lineage: Eukaryota; Fungi; Glomeromycota; Glomeromycetes; Diversisporales; Gigasporaceae. The record is from the annotation of a GenBank genome assembly.